AUGUUCGAGCUGUUUGUUGGCGAGCUGCCGAUUGACAGACCCUUCGGCGUAGUGUCGACAAUGGGGAACGAGAAGGAUGAGCAGGUUACCGAUAGGUACUUUCUGGUCAACUACCUAGACUUCAUCAUCGGCUACAACGAGAAGGAGGUGGUCUCCGCGAAUGUGACACGGGAGCUGAAUCUAGAGCACCUCGUGGACAUCACGGAGUGGAAGGAGGGUAUGGUGAUCCAAUUCUCCUACUCGGUGCAGUGGACGCCAUUGCCACACAUCAGUCCCUCCCAAGCGCUGGAACUGCAGCUGAAGUCCACGAUGCCGCAUGGGCACCAGAACAUGGACAUUCACUGGCUGGCGAUCAUCAACUCUUUCGUGUUGAUGUUGCUCAUCUUGUCGCUAUUCCUCCUCAUCAUCAUCCGUGUGGUGCGGUCAGUGAGGGACCUAUCGCGAUAUCUACAGAUUCCAGAUGAAGAGCUCAACGCAGUGGAGGAAGAGACAGGCUGGAAACUGCUCCACGCAGAUGUCUUUCGAGCUCCGAAGCACAGGCUCUUCUUUUGCUCCGCGAUAGGUGCUGGCGCACAAAUGACGAGCAUGAUGAUCAUGGUCGUGCUGGUCGGCUGCAUCGGGGCCUACUACCAGCGCGGAGCGGUAGCCAGCGCGGCUGUGAUCUCUUACAUGGUCACUGCUCUUCUAGGAGGAUUCGUCAGCGCCAACCUGUAUCAGAAGUUGGGUGGCGAGAAAUGGGCCUGGAACAUCUUCAUGACUGCUCUUUGCUUCAUGGGUCCGGCCUUUUUGAUUUGGUCAUUUCUGAACACGGUUGCCAUCUUUUAUGGCUCCACUGCUGCCUUCCCGUUUCCGACCAUAUUGCUGAUGUUCGCAAUGUGGGCAUGCGUUACGUUCCCACUGACGGUGCUUGGUGGGAUCAUUGGAAGGCAUCGCUCGCUCAAGCAGGCUCAGGCAGAGGGAAGUCCAUUUCCCUGCAAGACGAACAAGCUAGCGCGGGAGAUUCCAUCGUGCCGCUGGUAUCAAAAUCCUGUCACGCAGUUCUUUGCGUCGGGCUUCCUGCCCUUCAGUGCCAUCUAUAUUGAGCUGCACUACAUCUUCAACUCUGUGUGGGGCCCGAGGAUAUACUUCCUGUAUGGCAUCCUACUCCUGGCUUUCACGAUGCUCCUGCUAGUGGCCGGGACAGUGACGGUGCUCUUCACUUACUUCCACCUCAACGCAGAGGACCACCGCUGGUGGUGGAGAUCAUUCGGUUCUGGCGUGGCUGUUUCUGCCUUCUUUUACCUGUACUGCAUUUACUUCUUCCUGCAGACAGGAAUGAAUGGCUUCCUUCAGUGUUCCUUCUUCUUCUUGUAUUCAUUGCUGGCAGCCCAUGGCAUUGCUUUGAUGCUGGGUUGCGUCUCCUUCUACUGUUCCUACUUCUUCGUCAUCUACAUCUAUUCUCGGAUCAAGGCUGAAUGA
Molecule: messenger RNA, 1458 nt
Organism: Symbiodinium pilosum
Lineage: Eukaryota; Dinophyceae; Suessiales; Symbiodiniaceae
Source: the annotation of a GenBank genome assembly